Messenger RNA from Zingiber officinale, 2712 nucleotides. RefSeq names its product flowering time control protein FCA-like. Gene Ontology annotation, molecular function: mRNA binding; protein binding. NCBI's taxonomy places the organism in Eukaryota, Viridiplantae, Streptophyta, Magnoliopsida, Zingiberales, Zingiberaceae. Gene Ontology annotation, cellular component: nucleus; ribonucleoprotein complex; cytoplasm. The coding region runs from base 73 to 2454 and encodes 793 amino acids. The record is from RefSeq and is a predicted model, not a curated record. The transcript has 19 exons.
AGCACAACAUCCUCUUAAUCUUCUUGCCUACGGACGCACGAGGAGCAGAGCAAACCCUAGGCAUCGACCUCCAUGGACAGGCACCGCAACGAGCGCUUUGACGACCGCUUCGGAGACGGCGGUGGGAGGCGGCCGCCUUCUCGCUGGUCCUCCGGCAGUCCCACGGAGCGCCAGCACCGCUAUCCCAGGAGCGGAUCCGGCGGUGAGGGAUUCACCGGAGGAAAUAGCGGCGCAGGAGGACGCUACCAUCCCUACCGUGAAAUGCAAGACCUCCCUCCGACUCCAGCUGCUGCUGGGUUCCUUGGCGGAGAUCCCGGGGCCUUCGGCCCGGCGCCGCCCAUAGGUGGCCCUAUACGCGGAUUCUCCGGUCGUGGUGGUUCUCCAGAUCGCACUGGUGGAAAUAAAUUUGCCAAGCUUUUUAUUGGAGCAGUUCCAAGGACAGCAACUGAAGAAGAUAUUCGUCCAUUGUUUGAGGAGCAUGGAUAUGUUAUCGAAGUGGCAUUUAUAAAGGAUAGGAAAACAGGAGAACAACAAGGAUGUUGUUUUGUAAAAUAUGCCACUUCUGAUGAUGCUGAUAGAGCCAUCAGGGCUUUACAUAAUCAAUAUACUUUGCCUGGAGGAUCAGGACCUAUUCAAGUAAGAUAUGCUGAUGGAGACAGAAACCAUCCUGGUGCUGCUGCUGAAGACAAACUGUUUGUAGCAUCACUCAACAAGCAAGCCACUGCAAAGGAGAUUGAGGAAGUUUUUACUCCAUAUGGGCAAGUUGUAGAUGUCUACAUAAUGAGAGAUUCAUGGGGUCACAAUCGCGGUUGUGGUUUUAUUAAAUUUGCAAAUAGAGAGAUGGCAGCAGCAGCUAUGAAUGCUCUCGAUGGAACUUUUGUGAUGAGGGGAUGUGAUCAACCAUUGGUUGUUCGAUUUGCUGAUCCUAAGCGACCAAGGAAUGCUGAUCAGAGGAAUGGACCUGCAUUUGGUGGACCUGGUGUCAGCCCUCGAUCUGAUGCAGCAUUAGUCAUCAGGCCGACAGCUAAUAUUGAUGAGCCAAGAAAUGGGCCAAAGCCAGCUGAUGCAUGGAACCCAUUGAGUCCUGAUUUGCAUGGUCCAGCUUCUCAUUCCAAUUCACAUGGAUCUGGAGGCACCUUUCCAGUCAAAGGUGGUCCCCCUGGAACGCCAUCAGAUCCUGGCCAUUUUGGACCAACUGUUGGUUCAAAUGCUGGUCCAGUCUCAAGUCCUUCAGUGCUACCUUCAUCACAACAGGGAUUCAACUCUUCAAUGGCUGCAAUCCCUCCUUUUGGCGGCCAGCAAAUAUCAACAUUGCAAAAACAAAUGGUGCAUCAGCAAAACUUUCCACCACCUUCAAAACUGCAUGCCCAACAAGGUCCUAUGUCCCACCUUCACCCACUGAAUUUGCAGACACCUUUACAACAUCUUGGCCAUCAACUUCCUCACUCAGGUGGUCUAACCUUAAACCAAAACAUGCCAUCACAACAGUUACCUGGACUGAGUGGGCAAGCAUCCUCACUGCCUUUAGCUCAACAAAUUGCCCCUUCUAUUGCCCAGCAAGCCCCUUCAACCCUACAAGCACAAGCUAUGCCUGCUACUGCUAAUCUCCCCCAGUUUGGCACAUCCAAUGUCAUGCCUCAGAUGCUUCAGCAGCCUAUUCAACAGUUUCCAUCACAGCUACCUCAGAUGCUGCUCCAGCAGCAGGCACAAGCCUUACAAUCUAGCUUCCAAUCAUCUCAACAGGCAAUUUUCCAGUUACAACAGCAACUGCAGCAAAUGCAACAGCAUCAGACACUUCCUGAGGCCUCUAAAUUGCAGGCUGCUAGUACAGCCACUAGCACACCUGCUUCAGUAGUACCUACGAGCGUGUCAUCUCUAACAGUUCCAGUAAAUUCUUCACCUGCUGUUCCUAUGACUUGCAACUGGACAGAGCAUACUUCUCCAGAUGGAUUCAAAUACUACUAUAAUAGCGUUACUCAAGAGAGCAAGUGGGAGAAGCCUGAAGAAUUGACACUAUUUGAGCAGCAGCAGCAACAACAACAACAGAAGUUGCUUAUGUUGCAGCAGCAGCAGCAGCAGCAGCAACAACAACAACAACACCAACAACAGCAACAGCAACAGCAACAGCAGCAUCUGCAACAACAAAAGCUUUCUUUCCAGCAGCACCAUUCACAACUUGAUACCAAGUCACACUUGCACAUUCCACCAAACCAACAAAUUUUGCCUGCACAAGUGCAACCUCAGAUGAUGAGGCAACAAGCACAGUUGCAACUUCAACCUAUGCAGUUGUAUCAAGCUCCUGGUGGAGCCCAACCACAUGGGCAAGACUUGAAUUCUGGACAACCGAAAGUCGGUGGGUCUGUGAUUGAUUCUGCAAAAGUCCAACAGGGGAUUCCAACAGCACAAGCUUGGGCUUUGAAAAACAAACCUUCAGGUACUUGGAUCCAGCCUUGAUGCCAACUGUAGGAGAAGCUUAAAGUUGCCAGAAAAUAGCUGUUGUAGCUGUUCGAUCCAUUCGAACUUUGUACCGCUAGCAUUUAGCAAAAUGAUCAUCCCUUAUUUAUAUCCUUGGUUUGUCGUAUCAGAUCAUGGCUUGUGUUCUAAAUUUUGUUGUUCUUAAGGGCUGUAAUUGCCCCUAGAUCUUUUUUAGUGAUAGUCUUUGAUGCAUAUAUUUGUACUAUUAACAUUACCAACAUGAGUAUUGCUUAUUUA